AUGCAUCUGCGCUUCUCCGUCCACUACGCCGACUCGCCAGCAACAGCAGCUCCGGCCAAAUCAGGCCCAACCAAGCCUCUCAUUUAUCUCCGUAAACAAAGCACUUGGAGCACCCCAAAGCCCAUUCCAUCGUGUCAGCGUCAAUGUCCGAACCGUGUCAACGGCGCAUGCAUGGAUAUUAACGAGGUUAGGUUCGUGCAAAUUGCUCCCAGCAUUCUAGACCUCGGGGCAAGACAGUCCACUGCCUACGAAGCCACCAACUAUCGUGUCCGCUGGCUCCAUGUCCGCUGGCUCCUGUCGACCCCUGUCUAG
This is a messenger RNA of Akanthomyces muscarius, 312 nucleotides long. RefSeq lists its product as uncharacterized. The record is from RefSeq and is a predicted model, not a curated record. Lineage: Eukaryota; Fungi; Ascomycota; Sordariomycetes; Hypocreales; Cordycipitaceae. The transcript is spliced from 2 exons. The coding region runs from base 1 to 312 and encodes 103 amino acids.